ACAGAAGAGAUAGAUCAACAAGUUCUUUGAAGCGCGCAUGCGCUGCUGAUGCGAGUAAUUGCUGGGAAUGUUAAGAUGGCGGUGACUUACUUAUAUUUCGAUAUUCAACAUGUGUUAAAUUUGUAGUGUUCAGUGGAAUAUUACUUCUAAAAGUGUAUUAAUGAUUGGAAAUUAUCAAACAAGUGUUGAGUGAGAUAGUUAUGUCGUUUAUUCCCCGUCUGUCCUUGUUUUAUUGGAAUGCAAUCGGUUUUCACCAACUCGCAAGAGGAUUUUUUAUUCAAUCUAUCGGUGGAGGCUAUUCUGGCCAACAAAACAGCGGCCAUUUAAGAAAGGUAAUGCCAAAUAGUGAAGAAAGUGUGUUAUUUAAAAAGGCAAAAACAAAUUCUUUUGGAUAAAUGUAGUCAGGUACAGAAAAAAAUAUCUUUCAUGCUUUUCCUAAAUUUUCUGAAAGUGUGCUCUUUUUCUGAACUAUGAUAUUAAGCUAUGAAGAUGGGAAUACGUCAUAUGUUAAGCCGAACAUUCACAAACCGACCAUCUGGACAAGGUGCACAUACACACAGUGUGUUAUCCUUGUAACAACCGUCAUGGUGUUUACAAAAGCGUGUCUUGGCUCGGGUUUUCCUGAGCUCUCCGUUUGCGGACCAGUGUAUCAUUCGAAUGUACCUUCUAAAAUCAAGAAUCAGUGCCUUUUUCUUGAUAAACAAUUAAUACAAGAUAUUUGUGUCGAUAAAAGGACGCUCAGGCCUCCCGAGAUACACUUAAAAUUUUGCAAUAUGUACACUCUCAACCAUAUAAUACCUCAAAAUGAAUCCGAGAGAUGGAUGGGCAAAAUUGAAUGUAACCAAACUCUGGUAGACCUGAUGAGAAGCGAUAACAGUGCUUUUGAGGAGUUUCAACUGUUUGCCAGUUUGUUGGAGAGAGUCGACUGUGAUACUGCAUACUCCGUUAGGUGGAGCUGCAGCGUCUGUAGGGAGGCUUACAAGUUCUGGUUGUGCUCACAAAAUAUUCCCGUGUAUAAUCGGCUCUCUCCCUCCUCAUUACCUCCCUGUGAUGAUUUCUGCUCAGGAGUAGAAAAACAGUGUCCAUUUCUCAAGCCUCUGACCGAGUCAACCUAUGCAGGGGAACCUAGUUUUAUAUGCAAAGAUCCAUCAUCGGAUAUGGUGCCAAGUCUUUCGGAGCAAUGUUACAAACAGUGUUAUUUAACAGACGAAAAUAAUGCAAAAUGUCUUCGUCAUUUUCCGUCACGACACAACUUCAGUGCUGCCCUCUAUUCAAAUACCACGGAAAGUAACUCCUGCUGCUCCAUUUGUACAAACUCAUUCACAAGGAUAUGUGUGCAUCUAAUUGGUCUAUACCUUGUUAGGACAUUGUUAUUAUUUAUUUCUAUAGGUUUAACUUAAUGGAAUAGUUGUUUAUUUAGGUGUUGUAGUGACUGAGUUGGGAGUGAAUGCGCGUGCGUGAGCCUGUUUGUGUGAAGUGUUGCGUUUCUUAUAUAGUUUUGGUCUCACGUGAUGAUUGUGUGUGGGUUUUUUUUUGAGCAAUAAGGCAUUUACCGAGUUGCUCCUCAAACUGGCAAAGUUAUUUUAUUUUAUUUUGUAGUAUGUUUGUUCAUCUGCACAAUAACAAUGUUUAUACACACGUGCUGAUUACAACAAAUUAUAUUAUUAAUAGGAACAAGUGGCCUCUGUAUAUUGUUUGUUUUUAUUUUUUUAAUUUACUGUUUGCUGUCUAUAAUUUGUUUUAUUAUUUUUUUUAUAUUAAAUCUUACGUUCGUUUGGCUUGUAUAUCAGCAUCAUUCUGGACAGAGUGCUUUUAUUUUAUUUAUUUUUUUCAUAAUUUAGAGGGUCUAGAUUCACAAUACUGCUCAUUUUCAAUGGUAAUAUAAACUUAAGGCAUAAAUUCUACUUGUAAUAUAAUUGUACAUGCUUUGAUAACAGAUGGAUGGAAAACAAAAGAACAUUCUUCAAAAUCAAUAUUUUUUGCUAUACAGACAGUCUAUAUAGGGAUUAAAUUUGUGAAGAUA
Molecule: messenger RNA, 2023 nt
Organism: Saccostrea echinata
Lineage: Eukaryota; Metazoa; Mollusca; Bivalvia; Ostreida; Ostreidae
Product: NALCN channel auxiliary factor 2-like
Exons: 3
Coding region: 471-1400 (309 amino acids)
Biological process (GO): calcium ion import across plasma membrane
Cellular component (GO): plasma membrane
Molecular function (GO): stretch-activated, monoatomic cation-selective, calcium channel activity; protein binding
Source: RefSeq, a predicted model, not a curated record